Molecule: messenger RNA, 2853 nt
Organism: Styela clava
Lineage: Eukaryota; Metazoa; Chordata; Ascidiacea; Stolidobranchia; Styelidae
Source: RefSeq, a predicted model, not a curated record
CAGCUGUUGCACAAGCGACUGCAUAUUAGAGAUGUCGGGGAUUUAAAGAAAUAUUUUUCAGUUUCAGUUGGAUUUUAGGGAAACUGACAAUUGGAAAUGGCGUCGAGCAGCCGUGUCUCAAAAGAAGAAGAUGAGUUAAUGGGGAAAUAUAGUAACAUUGAUGAAUAUGGUUUCAUUCGAGGCAAGGAUUUUGAUUACAAAUCGUACGAAAACUUCUUCUCUGAGUACACUACAGUCCUCGCUAAACGAGCAGCGAGAUGGAAUUGGCUACUUGACGAUGGGGCAAAAACUAAAAUAAAGACAGACUUCAGAGUGAAACGGUUUUGUCGAAAAGGAAUUCCCAUGCAGUUCAGGAAAAUGGUAUGGAUGAAUAUCAGCGGAGCUCAGAAACGUUUGGAUAAGAAUACAGGACUUUAUAGAAGGCUUGUCAAUGAUUAUCAAACUUCAGCAUCAGAUGAGAGCCUGCUAGACGCUAUACAGACGGACAUAGAUCGCACGUUUCCAGAUAACGUCCACUAUCGGUCUGGAGAAACUGCUAAGAAAGGAAAACGACCUGAGCUCGACAGAGUCUUGACUGGUGUUGGAAGAUAUAAAAAGGAAAUUGGAUAUUGUCAGGGUAUGAAUUACAUUGCGGCAUUACUCCUAUUGAUAAUAGAUGAUGAAGAAUCCGUAUUCUGGUUGAUGGUCACGCUAUUGGAAGACAUUCUUCCGCCUGAUUACUAUACAAACUCUUUGGUCGGAAUAAGAACUGACAUGGAAGUAUUAGGAGAUCUCGUGAAGGAAAGAAACCCAGCAGUAUCAUCUUGUUUUGAGCGAGAAUCGAUCGACUGGGUUCUGAUUUCAUCUAAAUGGUUUAUAUGUUUGUACGCUGACAUCUUGCCUACUGAGACUGUGCUUCGGAUCUGGGAUUGCUUAUUCACGGAAGGUUCAAAGAUAUUAUUUAGAGUUGCAUUGCAGCUCAUUAGUAUCAGAGCAGACAAAGUAAAGCUUGCUGAUGACAUGCCUGGCAUCAUUGAAGCCUUUCGUGACUUCAAUAAAGAUGAUGCCGCACUUGAAUGCCAUGCCUUCAUGCAGGAUUGCUUUGUUGAAAAAACUCCACUUCGUAUGUCUCAGAUCAAGAAAUUGAGAAAAAUUCACGAAAAUAAAUUGAAAAAUGAUGAUAAAGAAGUAGAAGCAAGGAGAAACAAAAAGCAAUAAUCGUUCGAAUAUUUUAUAAAUGAUUUUUUUUUUACUUUUUGCUCAAUUACAAAUCUGUGAAAUAAUUAAAAUUUAUUUUGAAUUUUAAUCACAAAAAGCUCAAAUUAUUAGAAAUAUUGGAAAAUUAAAAAGCCCAAAAUCUUUAGAAUUUAUAUGUCGUGCUAUGCCAUAAUUACAUUGAACAGGAAUACUGUUUGUUAAUCAGUACCAGUAUUGAGUGAUGAACAUCCAGUGGUAAUCAAUAUGAACGCCAAUCAUCACUAAACUGGAAAUAUUAUUUUUGAUUUUUUUACUCAUGUUCUGAUCGGCCUGGUAUAUAUAAAUCGAAGGAAACUUAUGGAUUGCUUGUCAUAGCCUACAAGCAAUUCCAAUGACUGUCAAACUUUCAUGGUCCAUGGCUUCUCCGAAGAACUCACAACCUUUUUUUCCAUGACCAGCAAUGUCCAACAUCACUAUUUUAGUGAUUUAUUCCUCACGCUUUUCCUCUCCGAACGCGGCCCUGUACAAGCAGUAAGGGGUUACUAUUAUUCGGUGAAAUGCCCCCAUCUCACCAAUAGUGUGAUAGAUUUAGAGGCAAUGCAGAACCGGAAAUAUUCCUUGUUAUAUGUCAUCACAAUACAAUCUUUUUUUGAAGCGAAAUGCGUGAAUAAACGUAGUAGAAAAAUACUUGACAAACGCCUCCUGCCAUGUCCAGCAUACAAAUCAUGACAAUCCUACGGACAUUGUUAAGGUUAAACACUUUUAUCUUGAAAUGGUUUUCUAGAUUUUUAAUUUUGUAGGUAUCAAACAUGGCGUUGUGAUCAUUUCUGCCAUUUUUUCAACUAUAUUUGGGAUAUUGCUAAAAUUUAUGUUAUUUGGCGUGGGGAUUGGUAAUUUAGAAUUAAGUGAUUACUUCAAAUUUAGAAAAAAAAUAAAUGAUCUUAGGUGCUCCGGGAGUAUGUGUACCAAGAUAGCCCACAUCCUGAACAUAGAAUGUGUAUUAGGUUGUAGUUCAGGUUGUGCGCUAUCUUGGUGCACAUUUUUCUGGAGCGCCCUGGAUUGUCUGUACCUACUAUGAUGCCAGAUUUUUGAACCUUUGUAUGCAUAUCUUUGGUAAAAUGAAUUCAAUAUUCCCUAUCUUCCAGCUGUCUCAUUUUCCCAAUUUGUAAAUUGAGGAAUCUUUUUUCUUGAAAUAUUUUAAUUUGAGCACAAACCUACUUCUUCAACAUAUAUCUCUUUAUAACAUAAAACCUUUAUUUCUGUAACGUGUAUCUACAUUUGAUUUUUUUUUAUUUUUAUAUCUGUUGUAUUUUUAAAAUAUUUACUGAUAUCCCAAAUGAAUGUAAUUUUUCAUAUCCCCAGAUCCCCACUCGACUGUUUAAGCUUUUUCAAUUUCUAAAUUGAGAAAUCUUUUUUUUUUCAAAUAUUUUGGUUUUACAUCGUACCAAUCUUCUUCAACAUAUAUUUCUUUAUAACGUUAAACCUUCAUUUCUGUAACAUGAUUCUUCACAUUUUUAUAAUCAGCUGUAUUUUGAAAUGGUUCGUGAAACGUGGAAAUAACCUAUAUUUCAGUGCUCCCGAAGUAUGCGAACCAAGAUGGUGGACAUCGGAACGAAACAUGGGUAACAGGUUAGGGUUAGGCGAUAAUUUUGUUCCCAUUUUCCUUAUUUUAGUCCU